ACUUGGCCGCUGGUCUGGAGGCAUGGAGCUGUCGUGGACGAUAAAGAAGCCCUUAAGCCUCCUUUGGUUCUAAGCGAAAGAAGAAGAAAACCCUAAGUGCUAGCUGAAAAAGGGUUUUUGGGCCUGGCCAAGCAAGCUUCUUCGCCACCACGGUUUUUUCUAUACACCUCCAUUCUCCUUCAGUUUCUGCUUCUAUUUAGCUUACUUCGUGCACCCAUGUUUUUUAUUUUUUAUACCCCAGUUUCGGGUUUUUGGGCCUGGCCAAGCAAGCUUCUUCCCCACCACGGUUUUUUCUAUACACCUCCAUUCUCCUUCAGUUUCUGCUUCUAUUUAGCUUACUUCGUGCACCCAUCUUUUUUAUUUUUUAUACCCCAGUUUCGUUUGCUUCAUGCACCCUGCUCUUUAUUUCUUAUAAAUUUUUUUAAUGUUUGCAUACUACAAAAAGGUGCAUAGAUAACGCUUAAAGCGUUAUCUAUGACAAUGCUAUCUAUUAAUAGAUAGCCCUUCUAUAAAAAGCGCUAUCUAUUGGUCUAAAACUAUAUAAAUCAGAGAAAGUGUUUGAAACUCUAAUGCUACUAAUAUAAAUUAUUAAUUUAGUAGUGAAAAUAGAGGGAUUCUGAUUUUGUCCCGAGGGUUGUUGAAAAAGGAGUUGUCUAGAGGAUCUGCAGCAACCUGAAAAACGUUGGUGGCUCGAGAGGCGUGGACAUUUCUGCAAGGUUCGGUUUGUUGUCCAACAGAGAAUAACAAAAUUUACAAAAAGCAGACACAUAGUACACCAGUACAACAACAUUAUGUACGCGAACAAAUGGAAAACCUUCUAUACAGACGCACAGAGGCGAAAAUGAAGACAAAACAAUCAACGACUGUGAAACAAGAAAGAGAGACACCUAUAGUCGAGAAAGAACAAAAAAACAGCUGUACUGAUUUCAUAACUAUGGGUGUCUCUUUUUGUUGGUUUCACAGUCGUUGAUUGUUUUGUCUUCAUUUUCGCCUCUGUGCGUCCGUAUAGAAGGUUUUCCAUUUGUUCGCGUAUGUAAUGUUGUACUGGUGUACUAUGUGUCCGCUUUUUGUAAAUUUUGUUAUUUUCUGUUGGGCAACAAACUAAACCUUGCAGAAAUGUCCACGCCUCUCGAGCCACCAACAUUCUUCAGGUUGCUGCAGAUCCUCCAGACAGCUACUUUUUCAGCAGGGACAAAAUCAGAAUCCUCUAUUUUCACUUCUACAAUAAGGUGCAUAGAUAACGCUUUUUAAGCGCUAUCUAAUAGAUAGCGCUUCUAUAAAAAGCGCUAUCUAAUCGAUAGCGCUUCUAUAAAAAGCGCUAUCUAAUCGAUAGCGCUUCUAUAAAAAGCGCUAUCUAUUAGUGUCUAACAAUAGAUAGCGCUUGGAGAUAAGCGGACUCGAACCGUUGACAUCCGCCACAGGGUAAACCACUGCGUCUCAGGCCCCGACUGAUUCUACCAUAGAGGCCAACGAUAGACAAUAACUCUCCCCCGAACACAGCUCACAACUUUCAUCGUACUGUGCUCUCCAAAGAGCAACUCUUCUCAAAAUAUCAAAAGGUGCUGAGUUGGAAUCCCAUUCUAACUAAGGAUUGUUGUGGUUCCGGAGGAUCCAACUACAGGAGAACCGGGAACGGAGAGCUUCCCACGCCCUCUUUUUUUUCGCCUGACUCUUUGCUCUUAAGAAUACUGGUUUUUAAGAAUGAGUGAUUGUCCUUCUUCGCCCCUUACUGUCCAACCUGAGAGCGGAUAGCUAAUGCGUUCCGCUUUUUGAACAGGGUUCUAUGAUCGGUCCGCGACCCCUGGAUGCCGAAGGCAUCCUUGGGGUGAUCUCGUAGUUCCUACGGGGUGGAGAUGAUGGGGUCGGUCCAUGGAUUCUUUUUUCUUUUGGCACAUUUCGCUCAAAGGGUUGAAGGGAGAUAGUGCAUCAAGUUGUUCGCAAGGGCCAGCCUGAUCCUCUUCCCCAGGAUGAUCCCAAAUGAGGAAACCCUAGGAGAGCCACCGACUCCAACUACCGUCCAUGUACGAUCCAUACUAGAUCUGACCAACUGCCCAUCCUACCUCCUCUACGUUCUUGACAGCCCGUCUUUGUCUCAGUAGAGUCUUUCAAUGGCAUGUUGCAGUCCUCUUUCCCAUUACUUAGAAAAAGUUAGCCACCGGUUCAGGUACAAGAUACUAUCAUUACCGCCUGGACAAUUAGACAUCCAACCCGUAAUAGCAACGACCCAAUUGCUAUCUACUGUCUGAGAGCAAUAGAUAGCGCUUAUUUAAAAAAGCGCUAUCUAUUGGUCUAAAACUAUAUAAAUCAGAGAAAGUGUCUGAAACUCUGUAAUGCUACUAAUAUAAAUUAUUAAUUUAGUUAGUUUAAAUAAAAUAUCUAAUAUACCUAAUGUUACUAACAUACUAUAUAUUAUUAUCUUAUAACUUACUUGAAUGCUACGACCUCCACAAACUCUGUAGUUAUCUCAAAGAUUGAUAAACAUGUAAUAUUAGAGAAAUUAUAGGUAGGUGGAACCAACUAAGAAGGUCCAGACACGAGAAAAAGAAAAGUACCUGGCCAACUGCAGAACAAUUGGAACACAAACAAACUAUACAAAGCAAAAAUACAACAAUACAUGUAAAAUGUAGUAACUGAUAGGAUAUAAUAUAAUGGGUGCAAGAUAGAAGGAAACAGUUUAGGAAUUAGUUAAAAGUUGGUUAGCUGAUUGGGUUGCCUUUAUAAGAAGGUAGGGGUUCUUGUGGUAGAAGAUCUUUUGGAUAUUCUUUGUGUGUAUAGGAAGGUAUUCCCGUUGAGGGAGAGUGUUCUAAUUGUUGAGUUUUUCUAAGGUAACUUGGUUGGUACGUGAGUGAAUUUGCAUAUGAGUAUUAUUUGUUAACAUUCUUUUAUGUUUAAUCAGUGAUAGAUUAUGUGAUACGUUUUUAGCUUUCUACAUUGCCCUUAUUACUCUUUUUUAGUUUGGGUUUAUGGGUACACCAUCGCGUUCCCUUUCUUUUACAGACACAGUGGUCAAUGGUUUUUUUGUCAUUGCCAUUGUUGUCCCGUUUUUCGUUAUUUACAUGAAUAAAGAGACUUGUAUAUUUCGGAAUCGCGCAUGUUAUUUUAUUGAUAUGAUUUGCACUUUCUCUUGUAAUUAUCCUGUAUGUGUGGUUGAAGAUAUAUAAUUAUGUUAAUUUGUUACGUCUUCGAAUAUGUCAAAGACGUAACAGAUUGACAUACUUAUAUAUCUUCGGCCACACAUACAAGAUAAUUACAGGAGAGAGUGCAAAUCAUAUCAAUAAGAAAACAUGCGCGAUACCGGAGUAUACGAGUCUUUUUAUCCAUGUAAGUAACGAAAAACCGGAGAACAAUGCUAAUGACAAAGAAAUCAUUCACCACUGUGUCAGUGAUAGAAAGGGAACGUGGUGGUGUACCCAUAAAUCCAAACUCAAAAGAGUAAUAAGGGCCAUGUAGAAAGCUAAAAACGCAUCCCAUGAUCUGUCACUAAUUAAACAUAAACAUAAAAGAAUGUUAACAAAUAAUACUCAUAUGCAAAAUCAUAUAUUCACUCACAUACUAACAUAGUUACCUUAGAAAAACCCAACAAUUGGAACACAAACAAACUAUACAAAGAAAAAAUACAACAAUACAUGUAAAAUGUAGUAACUGAUAUAUAAUGGGUGCAAGAUAAAAGGAAACAAUUUAGGAAUUAGUUAAAAGUUGGUUAGCUGAUUGGGUUGCCUUUAUAAGAAGGUAGGGGUUCUGGUGGUAGAAGAUCUUUUGGAUAUUCUUUGUGUGUAGAUAGGAAGGUAUUCCCGUAGAGGGAGAGUGUUCCAAUUGUUGAGUUUUUCUAAGGUAACUUGGUUGGUACGUGAGUGAAUAUAUGAUUUUGCAUGAGUAUUAUUUUUAACAUUCUUUUAUGUUUAAUAAGUGAUAGAUUAUGGGAUACAUUUUUAGCUUUCUACAUUGCCCUUAUUAUUCUUUUUGAGUUUGGGUUUAUGGGUACACCACCGCGUUCCCUUUUUUUUGCCGACACAGUGGUGAAUGGUUUUUUUGUCAUUGACAUUGUUGUCCCGUUUUUCGUUGUUUACAUGAAUAAAGAGACUCGUAUACUCCGGAAUCGCGCAUGUUUUUUUAUUGAUAUGAUUUGCACUUUCUCUUGUAAUUAUCCUGUAUGUGUGGUUGAAGAUAUAUAAUUAUGUUAAUUUGUUACGUCUUCGAAUAUGUCAAAGACGUAACAGAUUGGCAUACUUAUAUAUCUUCGGCCACACAUACAAGAUAAUUACAGGAGAGAGUGCAAAUCAUAUCAAUAAGAAAACAUGCGCGAUACCGGAGUAUACGAGUCUUUUUAUCCAUGUAAGUAACGAAAAACCGGAGAACAAUGCUAAUGACAAAGAAAUCAUUCACCACUGUGUCAGUGAUAGAAAGGGAACGUGGUGGUGUACCCAUAAAUCCAAACUCAAAAGAGUAAUAAGGGCCAUGUAGAAAGCUAAAAACGCAUCCCAUGAUCUGUCACUAAUUAAACAUAAACAUAAAAGAAUGUUAACAAAUAAUACUCAUAUGCAAAAUCAUAUAUUCACUCACAUACCAACAUAGUUACCUUAGAAAAACUCAACAAUUGGAACACAAACAAACUAUACAAAGCAAAAAUACAACAAUACAUGUAAAAUGUAGUAACUGAUAGGAUGUAAUAUAAUGGGUGCAAGAUAGAAGGAAACAAUUUAGGAAUUAGUUAAAAGUUGGUUAGUUGAUUGGGUUGCCUUUAUAAGAAGGUAGGGGUUCUGGUGGCAGGAUAUCUUUUGGAUAUUCUUUGUGUGUAGAUAGGAAGUUGUUCCCGCAGAGGAAGAGUGCUCCCUUGAGAGUUAGGUGUUGUACCAGUGUAUUUUUUAAUUCCAGAUAGACCUGUCAUUCUAAUCUAAGCCCCUGGGUCGGCGCUGACCUUUUCUAAAGUUAGAUCCUAAUUUUUUGGCAUGACAAGUGAGCACUCAAUUUCUUGUUUUGUUGACAGUGAGUUAUUAUUAGUAUGACAGUGAUGUGUUUCUUCUGUUCUUUUAAUUUUUUAUUUUGCCUUUGGCUUGGUUUUGUGAUUCAAUCUUUUAAGCUUUUGUUAUUCUGCGCUGGAUAAAACGGUUUCGAAGGCGGAUACACUACAUUGUGAAUUAUUCAGUAAGUUUUUAACACUCUGAAAACAGCUCUUUUAUUCAUUUGUAAAUCGCACAUUGUCUUGAAGGCUUUUUGUCAAGUUUCUUCCCAAAAUUGUGAGAGAUGGAUUGAUGGGAUAGUUUCUUGAACUUGUUAACAGGGCAUAUGUUAUUUGGUACUUAUCUACGAAUGCACAUGUUAACAUUAGAAUUUUCUGAAUGUAGAAUCUUCCAACUCUGCUAGAUCUUAUACCAGUUGUUCACUUUUAUUUGCAGCGUCUCAAUUGAUAUAUAUGUAUAUAUAUAUAUAUAUAUAUUUAAAUCCUAAGAACUUUUUCACAACAUCAUUUUUCGGUGCACUUGAACAAAAUACAGAAGAGGGUUUCAGAGAUAUAAUAGACAAACCGUGUCCAGGAAUACAUUUGAUAUGCUUAAUCCACAAUUUCUCCUUAGCUUUGGUUUAUUUUUUUUAUAUAAAUAACAGAGCGAUUGAUGUGAUGGUUGAACCACAAGAAAAUGUUAAUCCAAUCCAAGAGUUAACCUUGAAACAAGAAAACGGUAGUGGCGGGUCCUCUUCAGAACAGAUUGGGGACAAGAAAAAGGGAGGAAGGACGAAAGCUAACCCUGAAACAGAUCUAGCAAAAUCAACUGCUACCGAUUUGGACAGGGUAGUCGAAAAGGAUCCAAGGGAAGUUAGUAGUCCCUCUCAACAAGAAAAUCCGGAUGUGAAUAUAUCUCCAAAGUCGGUCAUGAACAAUGGUGUUGCAUGCGCUUUAACUAAUUCCAAGUCCAUUAAAAAGCAAGAGGAUGCUGAAUGCUCUAAUCACUCUGAAGGUUUAAAUAUAUCUGGUCAUGAGGUGCGUAAUGAUUUAGACUCUGAAAAAGUUGACAACAGUAAUGAUAAGGAAACUGAGAAAAAGCUCAAAAACAACAGCAAGAAAGUGUCCAGUUCCCCUCACGAGGACCAUUUAGUUGAAGCAGCAGGACCUUCAGAGAAUGACAAAGAGGUUGAUGCUAAGACUUUAUCACCAACGGUAUACAACAAUGAAUCUGAAGUUGCUUCUCCACUAAGUAAGAACCUCCAUGGUGGAGGGAAGACGAAAGCUAACCCUGAAACAGAUCUGGCAAAAUCAACUGCUACGGAUGUGGACAGGGAAGUGGUUUCUUCUCCAAGGCCUGGUACAAAAUCAACUAAAGAUGAAAGUUCAGAGGAGACUCCCAAGACAAAUUUGAAAAGGAAACACAGUUCAGGAAAAGAAAAUGAGUCUGAUGUGAAGGACUAUGGUGAAAACCUUGAGGAUUGUGAGUUUUACAAAGGUGUUAUUCAUUUUUCUUAUUCUGGCAAAAAGAAGCGCAAGGUCUUGUACGAUGAUGGUGAUGAAGAAACAUUAAAUCUCGGGAAAGAAAAGUGGAAGUUAAUUGAAGUGCAGAUGAAGAAGGACAAAGUGAACGGAAAAGUCUUGAUGCUUCCACCGAUAUUGCUGGUGAAUCAACCAAGCAAGGGAAAACCAGUGCUGGUGAAUCAACCAAGCAAGGAAAGGUGGAUGGUUCUUCCAAAAGCAGUGGAGCUGCAGCAUCCAGUAGAUCAAAGGGUGCAUCCGUGAAGUCUAGCCAAAAGUCCAAAGAUGGAAACAAAUCCAAAGAUUCCAAGACUAUUAGCAAAUCUGAAGACCGAGUUAGUAGAAAAUCUAAGGACGAUACUCCUAAAAGUGGUAGCAGUAAAAUUGUUGCAGCUGCUGUUAAGAAAAUGAGUAAUAAAUCCAAAAGCUCUGAUACUUCUAAGGCUAACGAAUCAAAGGAUGAUGACACUAGCAAGCCAAAAUCUGCUGCCAAGUCUAAGCAAGAAACUCCAAAAGGUGGGAAAUCCAAGCAAGAAACCUUGAAGUCUGCCAUUUCUAAAGGAAAACCUCGUAAAGGUGGUGGAAAGAGUGAUGUUAAUUAAUGGUACUGGUAAAGUGAAAUCUGGUUUAAUGAAGAGAAAAUAUGCGGAGGAUGAAAACUCAGAUGCUUGAUCAAAGUUGAAAGUUUCAAGGGCAUGACUUAAAGAUCGUCAAAGGCACAAGGAAGUUAGUUGAAGAGGGGAAAGAAGCAUCAAAGAACAUAGAAGUGGGAAUUUAUUCUCACUGUUUAUUCCUUAACUGUAUCAGGUUAGCUGUUCAUUUUGUGGUAAUCAAUCUCGUUGUUGGUAAGUAUUAUUUUCUCAUGUUAAUUAGCUAGGCUAGUUUAGUUGUAGUAUGAGCUAGUAUCCUUAAUCACUUUUACAUUUAUUUCUAGACUAGAGGAUGUUAUUUUUAAGUCAACACUUGAAAAUAUUUACCUAGCAACCUUCAUUUAAAAGAAUGCUUUGGCACACUACCUGAUACUGACGGUUGACUGCUUACCACCUAUCUAAUUAACGUUCUUUGCAUUGCUCGGUGCUGAGCUGUGGUUGUGGUUGUGGUGUUGUUUUGUUUUGUUGAGACAACACGUACAGCAUAAAUGAUGUGGUGGAAGCUAAUGUUUGUACGGUUUAUUUGGUUUCAAUUUGUAUGUUCGAGCGUUCCACAUUUUAGUCA
Messenger RNA from Vigna angularis (adzuki bean), 7672 nucleotides. Its product is annotated as sister chromatid cohesion protein PDS5 homolog C-like. NCBI's taxonomy places the organism in Eukaryota, Viridiplantae, Streptophyta, Magnoliopsida, Fabales, Fabaceae. Gene Ontology annotation, cellular component: chromatin; nucleus. Bases 5411 to 6721 code for a protein of 436 amino acids. Gene Ontology annotation, biological process: mitotic sister chromatid cohesion; DNA repair. The transcript is spliced from 10 exons. The record is from RefSeq and is a predicted model, not a curated record.